This is a messenger RNA of Sphenostylis stenocarpa, 1605 nucleotides long. NCBI's taxonomy places the organism in Eukaryota, Viridiplantae, Streptophyta, Magnoliopsida, Fabales, Fabaceae. The record is from the annotation of a GenBank genome assembly.
AUGGAAAGAAGGAUUGUAAUUAUAGGGGCAGGAACCAGUGGCCUUGCUGCCUGCAAAUACCUUCUAGAGUUUGGAUUUAAUCCAACUGUGUUUGAAGUUGAUGAUGGCGUUGGAGGACUAUGGAGACACACUAUGGACUCCACCAAGCUCCAAAACAAUAAACAGAUGUACCAGUUCAUGGAUUUUCCAUGGCCUUCUUCAGUAAAAGAAGAUAAUCCAAGUCACAACCAGGUGCUAGAUUAUCUUAACUCCUAUGCUCAACAUUUUUCCCUCAUUCCUUACAUUAGAUUCAACUCCAAAGUCAUUGAUAUAGAUUAUGUUGGUGGAGAGUCCAUUGAAGAAAUGAAGUCAUGGGAAUGGUGGGGUGGUAAUGGCAGGCCCUUUUGCUCCAAGGGAACUUGGCAUAUUACUGUGCAAAAUACCAAGAAUUUAUCUGUAGAGGUUUAUAAGGCUGAGCUUGUUGUUCUUUGCAUUGGGAAAUAUAGUGGUUUUCCAAACAUUCCUAAAUUCCCAUUGGGAAAAGGCCCUGAUGUUUUUAGUGGAAAAGUUAUGCAUUCCAUGGAUUACUCCAAUCUGGACAAUGAGGCUGCUACUGAAUUGAUCAAAGGAAAACGAGUAACAAUAAUAGGCUCACAGAAAUCUGCUCUUGAUCUUGCAGCUGAAUGUGCAAAUGCAAAUGGAGUGAAGCACCCUUGCACAGUUAUCCAGAGGAAUGCACACUGGUUUCUUCCAGAUUUCAACAUUUGGGGAGUUAUUGCUGGAUUCUUAUACUUAAAUCGCUUUGCAGAGCUGCUUGUUCACAAGCCAGGAGAAUCAUUCCUUCUUGGCCUUGUGGCCACUUUACUUUCACCAUUGAACAGCAUGUUGAUACAGAGUUCCUCUGUUAACUAUCAGAGAUGGGGAAUUUCUAAAGUAGUUGAAACUACUCUAAAAUGGAAGCUGCCAUUGAAGAAGUAUGGAUUGGUACCUAAUCACAGCUUUUUUCAAGACCUCUCCUCAUGUCUGAUUGCUGUGUUUCCUGAUAACUUCUUUGACAAACUAAAAGAAGGAUCCAUCCUUAUAAAGCAAUCACAAAGUUGUAGCUUCUGCAGUGAAGGUGUAAUCAUCGAUGGAGAAGCUAAGCCCCUUAAGACAGAUAUAGUAAUUUUGGCCACUGGAUACAGAGGUGACCAAAAAAUCAAAAACAUAUUUAAAUCUCCACACUUCCAAAAUCACAUCGUUGGACCAGCAACCUCAACAGUUCCUCUCUACAGACAAAUAAUUCACCCUCGGAUCCCGCAGUUGGCAAUAAUAGGAUAUGCUGAGAGCCUAGAAAAUAUUUUUUCUUCGGAAAUGAAAUGCUUAUGGCUUGGACAUUUCUUGGAUGGAAACGUUGAACUGCCAAGUAUAAGAGAGAUGGAGAAAGAGGUGAAAUCAUGGGAAGAGAAUAUGAAGCAAUAUGGUGGACCAUAUUUUUGGAAAUCAUGCAUUGUUAAUUGUGGCAUUUGGUAUCACGACCAGUUGUGCAAAGACAUGAAGUAUAAUCCCAGGAGGAAGAAGGGUUUUUUGGCUGAGUUGUUUCAACCAUAUGGCCAUGCUGAUUAUGUGGCUCUUAGUCCAAAAUAA